Molecule: messenger RNA, 2135 nt
Organism: Ahaetulla prasina
Lineage: Eukaryota; Metazoa; Chordata; Lepidosauria; Squamata; Colubridae
Gene: EXOSC2
Product: exosome component 2
Exons: 9
Coding region: 17-901 (294 amino acids)
Biological process (GO): CUT catabolic process; poly(A)-dependent snoRNA 3'-end processing; exonucleolytic trimming to generate mature 3'-end of 5.8S rRNA from tricistronic rRNA transcript (SSU-rRNA, 5.8S rRNA, LSU-rRNA)
Cellular component (GO): nuclear exosome (RNase complex); cytoplasmic exosome (RNase complex)
Molecular function (GO): RNA binding
Source: RefSeq, a predicted model, not a curated record
UGCGCCCUCAACCAAGAUGGCGGCGUUGGAGUUCAGGCUGCCCGUGGCGAGGAAGCGUUUAGCGGCCACCCUGUCCCGGAGCAGCGACCGGGAUUUAGUGGUCCCCGGGGACACCAUCACCACCGACCCGGGAUACAUGCGGGGUCACGGAACCUACCUGGGGGAUGAGAAGCUGAUCGCUUCGGUGGCGGGAGUUGUGGAAAGAGUGAACAAACUGGUGUGUGUCAAAGCGUUAAAAACCAGGUACAAUGGUGAAGUUGGAGACAUUGUCGUUGGGCGAAUUACAGAGGUUCAGCAGAAACGAUGGAAGGUGGAGACUAAUUCUAGGCUAGAAUCUGUGCUGUUGCUCUCAUCCAUGAAUCUUCCAGGCGGAGAGUUGAGACGCCGAUCUGCAGAAGAUGAGCUGGCCAUGAGGGAUUUCCUUCAAGAAGGAGACCUUGUCAGUGCCGAAGUCCAAGCGGUGUUUUCCGACGGGGCAGUCUCGUUGCAUACUCGAAGUCUCAAGUACGGAAAGCUCGGCCAGGGGGUCUUAGUCCAGGUCUCUCCGUCUUUAGUGAAACGUCAGAAAACUCACUUCCACGACUUACCGUGCGGGGCUUCCGUCAUUCUUGGCAACAAUGGCUUCAUCUGGAUCUACCCUACUGCUGAGCAGAAAGAGGACGAGGCUGGGGGCUUCGUGGCUAACCUGGAGCCGGUGCCCCUGUCUGACCGCGAGGUCAUCUCCCGCCUCCGAAACUGUAUCCUGGCUCUGGUCUCCCAGAAGAUGAGUUUGUACGAUACCAGCAUCCUUUACUGUUACGAAGCUUCUCUCCCUCACCAGAUCAAAGACCUUCUCAAACCAGAAGUGAUGGAGGAGAUUGCGUUGCAGACACGCCAGAGGCUCCUCGAACUGGAAGGAUGAGGAUAGAGAAGGAGUGGUGAGGAGCGGCAAGGAUUCCUUCCUUCCUUCCUUCCAUCCACUCAUCCAUCCAUCUCCUUCCUUCUUUCCCUCCCUCCCUUUUCUUCCAUCUUUUCUUUUUUCCUUCUUAUCCCUAUCUCUCUUCCUUCUUCCAUCCAUCCAUCCAUCCCUUUGCUUCCUUCCUUCCACCCACUAUCCAUCCAUCCAUCUAUCCAUCCCAUUCAUCUCAUAUACUCAUUCUUUUCAUUUUUUCUUUUCCUCCCGCCUUUUCUUCCAUCUUUUCUUCUGUCCUUCUUAUCCCAUCCUUCUUCCAUCCAUCCCAUUCAUCUUCCUUUUCUUCUCUUUUCUUCUUCCAUCUUUUCUUCUUCCCUUCCUUCUUAUCCCAUCCCUCUCUUCCAUUUUCCAUUCAUCUCCCUUCCUUCCUUCCUUCCACCCACCCACCCACCUAUCAUCCAUUCAUUUCAUAUCUUCCUUCUUUCCAUCUUCCCUUCCCUCCCUCCUUCCCUCCCUCCCCUCUCUUCUUCCAUCUUUUCUUCUGUCCUUAUCCCAUCCCUGUCGUCCUUCUUCCAUCCAUCCCAUUCAUCUCCCUUCCUUCCUCGCGUGGCCUGGUUUCCAAACAGGCCGUGGCCCGGUAGUAGGCUGCAGCCCAGGUUGUUGUGGCACCCUGUUGUAGACCACAGAGAGUUGUGGUCCCAUUGUCUGUCCAUCUUCUCUCUUUCUGUGAACAAUAUCAAAAGCUUGGACGUCGCCUUGCUCCAUGACCUCUUAACCUGGAAAUAUCAUUGGAGAAGAUUCUAGACUCAACAGGAAGGAUGAGCAGCAAGGAAGAGCUAAUAUAAUUCUCACCCUUCUUUUCUUCAAACAUCUCCACACGUUCCAGUUUUUUAUUCCUCUUCUUUUAUUUGAACAUUGCUCCAGUGUUUGUCCCUAGCCUGCUAAAUGCUUGAUUUUAACGUUCAGCAUCCCUAAAAAUCCAAAUUUGGAUUUUUUUUUGAAAAUCCAAAAAUUGCACAAGAAAGAGAUUUCUUAAGCGUAAAAAUGGUUCAUUACCGCAAAAAGGAUCUGAAGUUAAAAAAGAGAACCUACCCAGCACCAAUUCCUGUGUAAUUUACAUCUCUCCUCCUUAAACUGUGUAUCUUAAUUAAAGAAAAUGUUACAAGCUGCCUGGGAGUCACCUAUGAGCGAGUUUGGAAGGCUAUUUAAAUAUGUUUAAUCAAUAAAUAAUCUUUUUAAAUUU